AUGUCUCCAACAGAACGAGACUCGAGGCCGAGAGCCGCAGCGUGGCACAGCAAGUCACCACCACCACCGCUUUGCUUUGCGGCGGGGCCGUGUCUGUAUCGUGUAUGUGCCGUACGUAUGCAGUUUGUGCCCCGCAGUGACGGACGAGCUGUGGGAAGGCUUCUGGUCUCCAGAUUAAGGAAAGACGCGGAAAAGACGCCCAUUGGAAGGGUGUCGGCAAGCCUCAAUGCUGCUAAGGUGUGGAUAGCCGAGCGCUCUCCCUCCAUGCUUCGCCAUUGGCGCUACACGUUGUGCUUGUUGGGAGGCGUGCCUGUUUGUUCGAGCGCAAGAGGUCCCAGAGGAAGCUCACUGUGGUACUGCUCACUGGCGGGCAAGGGGCCGUCCGUGGGCAAUCUUGCCGUUUCUUGCUUGAUAUUCCGCCUUGUGCCGACUGCGGUUCUGUGGCCACCACGCCUGCUGCUGCUGUCGCUGCUACUUAUCCUAGAGCGGCACCUGUCCCAGCUCCCUGCCUUACAGGUACCUUCCAUCCAGCCGACCCUGGCAGAGACCACCGCCUUCUUCCGCCAGCGUCUGGAGCUGUACCGCCGGGUGUCUGCUGCCACCGCCGCCGGUGAAGCAUGCGAGGAGCUGCACAAGCAGGUGGCGGCUCCAGGGGCGGACGACAUGGCGCUCGUGGAGGUGGCGCGGGCGGAUCUUGCGGCGUUAGUGGCACCAGUAACAGCGGCGCUGGAAGGCGGCCUGUCGGCUACAGUCGCCGCCAGCCUGGCGGAGCCGGAGACGGUGGUCGUGCUGUGGGAGCAGCUGUUGGCCGCCGCCGCUGCAGCGGCGGCAGCGCCGCCACCUCCGCUGAUGCUAUGGCUGGGGGUGUCGGGGGCACAUUUGGUGGCACAGCUGGUAUGCGCUCACAGACAGUUGUGUUACAUACACGAAGUCGCUCUCCCUUCCGCAUCCUACAUGCUCCACCAGUACAGCACGUGUUGCCCAAACUGGAACUCCUCAUACCUUACCGUUGCAACCUCGCCCUUUGUGUGUCCCUCACGCCCGGGGUCGCCCCUGCCCUCACACCGCACCGGCCCGCAGCUGCGCGCCGCACUGCAGCCGCUGCCGUGGCUGCUGGGCGGCCUGACCCGCAGCGCCCCAGCACCGGCGACCGCCAGCCCACAUUCGGUGGCCGGCUGGGCCCACAGAAGGCCAGUGUUCGGAUGCGGCUGCAGCUUGGGUUGCUGUGUGCGGCUUGGUCGGCAGCAGUGGUGGGAGCAGCAUGCGCUGCUGCUGUACGGGCAGCACCACACGGUGGUGAUGCUGGCUCUGGAGGUCAUGGGCCGGUGCCACCGCUACCUGUGGUCCCUACCGGUCCUGCACCGGACGCCGCUACUCACAACCUGGCAGCCGCGGCGGGCGGUGCUGUACCUUGACGUUGUUCAUCUGAAUGCUGCCGCUGCCGCAGCCACGUCAGCGGUGGUGACACCCAGAAGCUUGGAUGCAGCUGCUCAUGCAGCGCCUCCACUGUCGCCUGAUAUGGCUGCGCUGCCACACCUGCCGGCGGUGAUCGAGCUCCUGGGCUGGACCUUGCGCUAUGCGGAGGAGUUUUACAAUAUCCAUUUUGCCACCCGUGCUGCUGCCGCCGCCAUAGUAGCUGCCGGAGACACUGCAGUGAAGGUUGCAUUAUCCCCCACUCCAUCGGAAGUGUUGCCGGGCGCACCAUCGGCAGCACCAUCAGCAGCGCCAUUGGUGGUGAACGCAUCGCGGGAAUCCGCUUCGGGCAGUAAUGUUCCAAACCGGCGGCGAUCAGCAUCUGUGCCUGUGGCCGCGGCCGACGACACGGUGUCCUCCCAGCCGGCCCUGGUGCCUCCCCCACCGCCUGCAUCUGCGGCAGUGUUAGCGUUGGACCCCUUGGCGGUGCUGAGCGAGGCCAAGCUGGCAGCGCGCAUGGCGGAGGAGGCUGACGUGGCAAUUGUAGUGGGCGGGCGUCUGGCAGAGGCGGGGUCCCUAGUCAAAUGGCUAUCACAGAGUGGCAUGCUGGUGCUAGCAGCGGCAGACCUGCAGCAGCCAGCGGCAGGUGUCAUCACCACGACUGGUGGCAGCGGCGAUGGUGGUGAUGAUGCUGGCGCCCGGGGGCUGGCAUGCACACUUGUCAGCCUGUUGGCAACACACCACAUGCAGGCCGCUACUGUACGGACGCUGACUCAGCCCAGCGGUCAAGGCGGCGGUGCCGGUGGCGUCCAAUCUAAAGCCCGCCCCUGCGACUCCGCUAUCACCUGCAGCACCACCCUCCACAGCACCUCCCGCAACUCCAUCAGAUCCCGCAGCCACUGCUCGAGUGUCAUUGCCGGGGGCGAGUGCAGGCGUGCAGCAGCCGCUGGCUGUGCUGACAUACCUGCCCGAUAUGGCACUCACCAAGCCUGCCCUGGCAGAGCAUGUGGUGACCUGACUCACCGGGUAGGCCUCACACUGCAGGCGCUGCAGGCCGCCUUUGCAGCGGCACCCCCGCUGGCGCCACAUGCUGCCAUGCUGGCCCGCCAUGUGUCCCACCAGCAUGUGGCGCAGCAGCGGCUGUUGCUGGAGGGGUUGCUGCUGGCACCGGAGCUGCACCGCACCCGGCACCCGGCAACCAGGGACGGUGCCGCUGCCGGAGUGGCAGUGUGGCCGCCACCGUGUCCGCUGCAGCAACAGCGGCGGCAGCAGGGCCCAGCGGCUUGCUGUGGCAGCCAUGGGGUCGUGUCAGCAGUGUGGCAGUGGCGCCACCACUGCUAG
Volvox carteri f. nagariensis is the source of this 2754-nucleotide messenger RNA. RefSeq lists its product as uncharacterized. The record is from RefSeq and is a predicted model, not a curated record. The transcript is spliced from 9 exons. Lineage: Eukaryota; Viridiplantae; Chlorophyta; Chlorophyceae; Chlamydomonadales; Volvocaceae. Bases 1 to 2754 code for a protein of 917 amino acids.